AUGCGAUCAACAUCAACAUCAAGGCUCGCGUGCCAUUACUCCAUCACCCACAGCCUCUUCCGACAUGAUUACGAGAUCAUCUCAGCGAAUGGGAAACCGAACUACCACGUGAACAACUCACAUUUGACACCCGGCAAACCAGACCUAACGUUUCAUGUCGGAUCGGACGCCAAGGGCCCCAUCGCGGGACAGCAGCAGCAGCAGUGGAGAUUUGUCUUGCAGUCGGUCCACAUCAACGUCAUCGGUACGCUCGGGUUCAGGACCAAGUUCAUCCUCAUCAUCAUCAUCAUCAUCAUCAUCAUCCUCAUUUGGAUCUUUGUCCGGGACAUCGAUGGAGAAGUUCAAGUUGGAACUGGAACUGGUGCAUGA
Messenger RNA from Penicillium angulare, 369 nucleotides. RefSeq lists its product as uncharacterized. The record is from RefSeq and is a predicted model, not a curated record. NCBI's taxonomy places the organism in Eukaryota, Fungi, Ascomycota, Eurotiomycetes, Eurotiales, Aspergillaceae. Bases 1 to 369 code for a protein of 122 amino acids. The transcript has 2 exons.